Molecule: messenger RNA, 6067 nt
Organism: Haliotis rufescens (red abalone)
Lineage: Eukaryota; Metazoa; Mollusca; Gastropoda; Lepetellida; Haliotidae
Exons: 4
Coding region: 134-3010 (958 amino acids)
Biological process (GO): regulation of transcription by RNA polymerase II
Cellular component (GO): nucleus
Molecular function (GO): RNA polymerase II cis-regulatory region sequence-specific DNA binding; protein binding; DNA-binding transcription factor activity, RNA polymerase II-specific
Source: RefSeq, a predicted model, not a curated record
GUCGACCGCAUCAACAAAGAUGGCUGAACAUGAGGGACAAACGGCAGAGUUGACCAUGGAAUAGAUGCCAACUCUGUGUGAAUCUUUAGUGCAUUAAUGAUACCGACGCUCCCAUAACAUAACAUCAGCCAGGAUGGAUGAAACUGCCAUGGAAAUUCUCUUUGAUGGCAAACAUGGCCUCAGUCUGAAACAAGGUCUCAAUAAGCUGUACAAGGACAAGACUUUGUGUGAUGUGACCUUGACCUCCAGCGAUGGCAUUGACAUUCAAGCUCAUUGGCUGGUUCUGGCAGCACAUUCAGAUUUUCUUCGGCAUCUCGCAGUCAGCAGGAACGUGAUGCAGUUCAUGGUGUCAGACACAGGCAGCUUGAAACUGAACAUUGACUCCGAGAUACUGAAGAUGAUCCUGGACUAUCUGUACACUGGGGAGCUGGUGGUCACCAAGGACAGUCUGCACAAGAUAAAGCAAGCUGCCAAGGUCCUACAGCUGUCCAAAGCUCUUGCCUUGCUGGAGCGGUCUCACUUGUCCUGCUUGGGUGAUCAGAGUUAUGAAGCCGAGUCCGAAAUACUGCAACCAACUGAAUUACCUCUGUCUCCUGUCCUUGAACUACAACAGCUCCCAAGUCAACAAGACCAGGGGUUUGCUGUUGUAGGGACUUUAACACAGUCACCUGCAUCAUAUAGUCGAGUGCAGUCCAUGCAGGCACCGUUUGUCCAAGUGCCAUCCACUGCAUCACCCAUGGCAUCUUCCCAGGGCCAUCUCCAAGGCCAACAACAUGACACUGAUUGCCAUAGAUUGGAACAAGCUGCACCAAGUUUUCAGGAGGAAGCAUCUUUACAACCUACCAUUGUGUCUGUGGAAUCUCUGAAUGGUCAUCAAACAGCAUUUAGUCCUCCUUCAUUUUGUAAUGCAUAUCUACACCAAAGACCUCACACCAAGGACAGUUCUCAUGAACAGCCCAGUGUCAGCAGUGGGAAGGAUGGAGAAGUGUACAGCCAACAGGAAGGUAAGCUGAAAAAUACUUCAAUGGAAGUGUCUCCUAGCAGGGAACUCUUCAUGACAAAUGGCCAGGGCGAUGAUCUGUAUGGCAACACUAAUCAAGGGGUACAUUCCACAGAUCUUGCAACUUCUCCCAAAGAACAGGAUGCUUUUUCUGAGCCUUCAUGUGUUUCUCCUGAACAUGAGGAUCUUGACUCCAGUGAACCAGGUAGAAGGAGAAGUGAACCCAUUAGGCCGUACUUGGAUGAGGAUAUGAAUGCAGGUGGGAGAAGUCAAGGUAGACCUUUGAAAUCAUGCUUCUCCUUCAGAUCUGUUGGGAAAGACCGAAGUGCAGUUCUCAGAAGAAGAGGUAGGCCACAAAAAGUAGUUAAAGGAUUAGGAUUAGACAUUCUCAAACGACAGUGUCCCAAAUCUCAAUGUCCCUCUGUGAAAUAUGUGAAUCUUUGCACAAAAAAAAAGGUGUCCAAAAUUCCUGCGAUAGAAAAACAGAUGAAUCACGAUGAAUCAUCUGCUUCUGUAGUGUUAGAAGUUGUGUCAACUAAUAUGUUCCCAGAAGAAGGAUUAUUGAAUGAACAGCCAGAAGGGGAAUCAUCACAGUCAAGGGUAAAAUAUACAUCAGAAGAUUUGACAGCACAAAAUGGUUCUUCAUAUUUAAAUGGGUCAUCCAGUACUUCAGGAGAUUGUGAAGUAGACCUAGGACUUGUGAAGACUGAACAACCUGAUGCCGAGUCAGGUGACCUGGAUUAUGUCAUAUAUGAGAAUGCUGACACCUCUGAUACUGACUCCUGUGGACGCUCCUUCAAUAGAGUUGAUGAUACAUCACUCACUCAGGGUCAGCCUUACACUGGUCAAAUCAAUGGCACCAGACACAGGAGAGGGAAGAAAAGAAAAGGCAAAGUUAGAAAUUGUAGAGUCAGAAACAACAUCACCUCAAAACUUCAAAUACAUUCAUCAAGUGGAUCAAAGUCAUACCACAAACUCAGAAGUGCAUUAAAGAGUAAGUAUUUACUUUCUCAUUAUGUCCACAACAUGUGUAUUUGGAAGACAGAAAUGUCACCAUUUCAGUGCAAGGUGUGCAAGGGAACGUUUAAGCACCUAAGUUACUUGAAGUAUCACUGUUUGUCAAAACACUUAACAGUCAAAAGACAGAAAGUAAAACCUCAAAUAAGAGCUUUAACACAAAGUCUACCCUCCAUCCAAGCAGCUCUGAUGGAAGACAGCUCUGUUCCAGCCCCACACCCACCAGGAAGUUCAUGGACUCUAAGGACAAGUGGAAAACCAUGGACAAAGGGCACUUCACAGACAGCCGGAAGUGAUGGGAAGUUCAAAAGGACCAGGAGAAGGAAAGCUUGGAAGUUUGUUCUACCGACAAUCAAUAAAGGUUCUGGCAAGGAGGGUGAGCGGAGAAUUUCAAGAAGGAUGUCUACGAAACUGGAUCACACUACUAACAACUCACUCUUGCAAGAUGAAGAUAGACACCAACAGAAUGUAGUUUUUGAUAACAAUAUCCCAUCCACUUCAGGGGACAACACCAGUUUCACAGUGUCAGAUGAAAGUGAAAAGUCACUUUUGAUAGGAGGAAAAUCCAUGAAAAAGGGAAAGUACAAUUCUGCAAGGUAUCACUGCGAUAACUGUGCUAAACCAUUCCAUUUCAAAAGUAACAUGCUUCGCCAUUUGAAGUUUUGCAAUAGGCCAAAGGUCAAGGACAAAAAGAUAUCACAGGGAAAGGUCAUCGGCAGGCCUAAAAAGAUCCCAUCCAGUUCAGUGGUAGCAGACGUGAAGAAAUCACCGAAUGGACGGGCAACCAACUUACAGAUGAUUGUGAAAUAUAUCAAUGGAACAACUUGCACAUUGUGUAACAAAACAUUUUCUCGUGCUGAUACCACAAGAAUGCAUAUUCGUGCAGUCCACUUUCAGCAGAAAAGGUUCACCUGUGUGUGCAAUGAGGUGUUCAGCUGGAGUGCAGCUUUGUCUGUUCAUAAGAAAACAUGUAGCUCUUUUAUCAGUCAGUAACUGGAUGAAAAGGCAAUGUUUCUUCCACAUGAACUGCCCCAUGGCCACUCUUCUGUGUUUUAACCAUAAGUCAUUAUCCGAAGAGUUCAGUUAUUUUUGGGAGUUGCAUUAUUUUUAUAAACAUAAAUAUUUAAAGAUCAAUGUUAAUAUUUAAAAAAAAAUUGUUUUGAUCCCAGUAAUUAAAUAAGUGUCUCAAGCCAUUGCCUUUGAUAUGUUGUCAACCAAAAUGAUACUUUACUGUAUGACGUGGCCUCUUUUUAGGUAAAAUGAGAGAAAUAUUGAAUGGGAUUACAUGUAAAAUAAACUCAAUUUAGAACAUCCUUAAAACUCUGGCAGUGCAGUAAAGUUUAUGUAUUGUUUAUUCUUGUUAUCAUAUAUAUACACAGCGAUAGAAAUUCGCUCUAGCCCUAUAGUCCUUGCCAUACGGCUCAAUAGUUAUAGUAUAUCAUAAGGACUAGUGGAAAUUUGCACUUUUUAAGGGUUUUCUUAUGUUUUCAUUAUAAGGACUCAUGGACGAAGACUGUUAGUUUCUAUCGCUGAAACAGCUAGUCACAGACAUUUCUGAACGAUAUGAAAAUUGUGUUUUAUAUUGUCAUAAGGGCUGGGACGAUACACCAACUGUAUGAUCUGAUACGUAUCACGAUAUCUUGCUCACGAUCUGAUACUUGCAUGUGCUCUUAUCUGGUAUGUAGGCCUUCUUUUUCAAAGACAGAAUGGCAAAGUACUUUGCACACUGAGACUGUUUUAGUGGUCUAGUGGUAGAGCGUCUUCCCAGAGCGAAUGGUUGGGGGUUCGAUCCCAGGCUGCAUCAUACCGAUAGAUGUAAAAAAGAUGGUACUUGUUGUUACCCUGCCUGAGCAUUAAAAGGACUGGUUGGCUUGGAGUCCGUAUACUGUGUCUGAGUGGGGUAUUCAUGUUAAACUGCGACAUGGUAACUCAGUUGCCUAGCACUUUAUAUCCAGCAUUAGUCCUGGCUAGUACAAGCAGCCACACCCACACCUGCAUGUAUGUCGCUAACUAAGUGCAAUAAUCUUGCAUGCAACAUUAAAACCCCAUUUCACUUCACCUUCACCUCACCUGGCACAAUGAUGAUUUACAGUUGACAGUGUCUAGUAUGUUGUAAUGGAUUUAAAUAUUUACAUUUUCACUACUAAUUAGUGUUUCCUGUAACCGUUAUUAAAGCAAACAUGUAAGGUAAGAAUCGAUAUAAUUUAUUUAGUCUGCGACUAAUUGAUACUUAUAUCAAGAAGUAAAAAAUCGCAAUCCAUCAGUGUAUCAUCCCACUACUAAUUUGUCAAUGUGGGACACUAUGACAGAUGCUUUAAGAAAAUUUUAGAAUAAUAUUCACCUUCACUUUGAGGAAGUAUUUCAUUUCCUGUAGAUUUCGUACAUGACUGAGAUUGAAUCAUCUUGAACCCAAAAUGAUAACUUAAACAGGAAGUGUAUGUGAACAUUCUACUUUUCCUCUGUAUUUAUCAUCACCAUAAGCUGGUUCAUUUACAGACUUGCAGAAGAAGUUUUCAGGGUUAGUGGUUCAUAAAGGUGAGCUUCAGUAGUUAGUGCUAGUACUAUUAUCAUGCUGAUUUACAAUUCAUUCUCAUUCAGUGGGGAUGGGCAACAUCACUGCCAAUAAUAAAAUGUUUUCAAUAAUCAUGACAUAUUUUUAUACAUCAUGUAGAUAGCUUAUUAUGAACAUAUGCAAUCUUUUUACCUUUAAAUCAGGUAUCCCAUAUUUCUGAAUGAAACUGACAUUUGGUACAUACAUGCUCCAAGCCUCAUUGCUAGAUGAUAUUGGCAGCUACAGGACGAUACUUCAAACACUGCUGAUAAUAUUGCACAUUGAACUGACAAUCUAUUUCUCGAGUAUAUAUAUUAAAUAUCAAAGUGUUAUGGUGUAAUAUUGUCUUUCUGUAUUGGUGUCUUAUUUUUAUUCUUCUACAUUGAUGCUGUGCAUUAUUAUGUGAAUAAACAUAAACGUGUUAUUUAAUCAUAUUUUAGAAAUCAAAUUUUAUGAAUUGUUUAAAAAUUGUUUUUAAGAACCACAGGGCACAGGGCUUAAACUUGGUAUGAAUGUAAUGACUACAAGAAAAUAUAAUUUUGCAGAAGGCAUGACUUUUAGUACUCCAACUUGUUGUUUCAAAAAUACUUUUUGUUUCUUUUCUUUUUUAGAAUCUUUUGCACCGGUUUUACUUUUACUAUGUUUAUUUAUACUAAAAUAAGGUUGAAGUGACUUUGUGAGUUGAGCUCACCUGACUGAAGUCUGACUUGGAAUUUGUUACAAUGUACUCGUUAAAUCUUUUAAUGUCAUCAUCGAAGCAGUCAGGGUUGCGGCCUAGAACGCCCCAAACAUUUGAUAUCAAACUACCGUAUUUCCUCUAUUUGACACUACGCCGUCUAUUAAGUUCAUGAGAGCCCUUGACUCGGCGUGUAUUAGAGACCUGGCUGGUAUUAGAGACCCAGCGUGUAUUAGAGGAAAUAAAGAUCCGUUUUACAGUUUAUAUGGGGGUGAUUGAUCGGCAGCCAUUUUUUAUGAAUCGAUAUGUAGGCUUUCUAUGUAUUUAUGCGCACUUUUUUUGUGAAAAGGCUUAAUAUUUUUUAAAGGGGUUUCCGUAGCAAAAAGGAAACCUCUUUUAAACAAUCAGAAUCAAGCAUUCAUCAAUGUCAUGGUAGAACAUGUUUUUGUAUCCAAUCAAAGUGCAUGUUUGGUUCUGUAAGCUGUAACUUUUUGUUUUGAAAUUGAGGAACUGAAAUGGAGCAUGUGUGUUUCUCCUCAUGAUAUCAUAAGAUUUCAGUGUUACUGUUUAGUUCCCAGUAUUUAUGUAUUAUAUUUUUACUCAUAUACAUUGAUGCUGUGCACUUAUUGUGAAAACACAUCAAUGUUAUGUACCAUGUUAACAUGAUCUUUUGCAAUAGAUAUACCAUGCUGUAAUUUGUAAGUCUUUGAAUGAAUCAUUGAAUGUUUGUAUAUAAGCAUGCUUUCAUUCAAUAAUGGUAACAGUGCCAUAGUUGCUUUGUUUUGUCAUAGCAGAAUUUGGAUUAAAAGAAUAUAUUCAUUGA